UUUCAGGGCACCAGUGCCGAGCAGGACAACCGUUUUGCAGACAAAAAGAAAAAAUUGAUGAAAUCCAUGAAAUUUGCAGAAUCUUUGGAGAAAAAGGUGGACAUGACGAAGGUGAAUGUGGACACACUGAAGCCAUGGAUAGCUAAACGAAUCACCGAGCUUCUAGGCCUAGAAGAUGACGUUAUCGUUGAAUUUGUAUAUAAUCAGUUAGAAGAAAGGAGAAGAUCAUAAUUUCUCGUCUGCGAGCUAUCAGUGACAAGCCAAGAGAUGAUCUUGCAGGGUACAGUUAUUCCAUAGCUUUACAUAGUUAUCAGGACCAACCAAAAUACCCUUGAUCCUCGCGAUGAUGCUCCAUCGCAAAGGUGGCUCUUGCACAACAGGGUUUGUAUUUUAUUUCUGUCAAAGUUUUCAAAAGUCUUUCUACAUGUACACAUGUUUGUCUCUGUAAUCCCUUGCCUUUGAGCUUCCCUAUACACAUUGGAAGGUAGUCAAGUUUACAAAGUCAUCUGAAUUCAUGGAAGUUUGACAAAUAUGUUCAAAUCUCAGCUUAUCGUAAAUAUCAUGUAACAUGUCCUCAGUAAAUCCAAUUUCAAAAUAAAUUGUAUUCCAUGAGUAUUUAUUCAGGCAUGUAAGAACUGUUUUCAUGUUGAUUUCUUCUAGGCAGCCAUCUUGGAGCGCGGAUCAGCACAUUCGGAUCUGCUACUGUUGACAGCCAACUUAAAAUUUAACAUUGUCAAGUAUUGUACUGGGAAAGCCAAUAGUGUCACAAUACCAUCGUUUGGAAAGUGGAAGAUGUUGUGUGGUUGCUUGUUAGUAAUGCAUGACAAUAAAUUUAUAAUCUAUAUGAUCUAGGAAGCAAAGAAAUCUCUCUUAGCAAGGUGGACAGUAUCUCAAACCCAUCUCAUUUAGGACCAAAAAUUUAUGAAAUCUGAUAGUAGAAUAAGAAAUUUGUUGUCUUAAGGAUGUAAAAUACUAGAACCUUAUUCAUCUACUGCGACUGUCAAGAUGUUUGACAUAGUUUUGGUUAAAUAAGGUUCUGGUAGAACAGAUGAUGUUGGCAAAAUAAUUAGCAUAAAGUUCCAUUGUGGUCUUUAACUUCAAAUAUUUCCUCAGAUAAUGAACUGUUUCCAUGAUGACUGAGUGGUCAUGCAAGUAGGAGUACUGUUAUUUCAACAUGUUUGAUUGUAGUGGUAGUUGGGAUGUACAAGAUACUGGAAUAUAACCUUCACUAUGUAAUCUUUUAAUGUAUUUUAUUUGCAUGAUAUACAGAGGUAAAGUUUUUCAGAAGGUUUAUAAAAGAAACCAUGUAGCCACAUUCUUCCCAGGAAUGAGUAUGGGUUUUAGAUAUAAGCAUUUAACUCUGGCAUACACAAUACCUAUUGCUUACGUAGUGUCAGUACACAACACAUCCCUGUAUGCUGGAGGUAGGGUAAUGGCUGGACAGUUAUUUAUGCAAGUGUUCUUCCCACCAUGUAUCUGCAGAUGCCGGACCCUAGGGAGAUGCAGAUUAACCUCACUGGCUUCCUCAACCCCAAGAACGCUCGCAUCUUCAUGUCAGAACUUUGGGACCUUCUCUGUAGCGCACAAGAGAAUGUUGGUGGCAUUCCCACUGCAUUCCUUGAACAAAAGAAAGAAGAAAUCAAGAGAAGACAGGCUGAGCAGGAGCGAAUCCAGACAAGUCUGAAGAAGCAUGAGGAGCAGAUCAAGGAGGCCCUGGCCAAGGAGAGAGAGAAGAGUGAAAAGAAGGACAGAGACAGCAGACGAACACGAUCCAAGUCCAGAACGCCCAGUGACAGGAAACGUAAAUCUAGAUCACCUGAAAAGAAGCGGAGGUCACGGUCACCUUCAGACAGGAAACAUAAAUCAAGGUCAGAGACACCAAGAAAAGAAUCUCCCUCCUCAAAACGAUCUCCAUCACCAAAGAAAGAGGAUCCUGACAGCAGUAAAACUGAUGUCAAAACUGAAAAUGGAACCACUGUAAAGAAAGAUGAAGAGAAGAAGGAUGACAACAAAGAAAAUCAACCUGAAAAGGCAGCAUCACCUAGCACUAAGACGGACAAAAAGAGUCGUGACAAAUCUCGGUCAAAAUCUCGCAGCCCUGAUAGAAAGAAGAGACAUCGCAGUAGAACACCAGAAAGGAAAAGGAAGAGGAGUAGAUCCAGAUCGCGUUCUCCUCGUAGAAGGCGCUCACCUAGGCGCUAUUCACCUCGACGAUCUCCCCGACGUUCCCCCCGGCGCUCCCCUCGUCGAAGGCGAUCCAGAUCUAGGUCCCGAUCUCGACAUAGACCCAGUUCUCCCCGGAGAAGGGAUCGCUCUCCUCGUCAUCGGAGGUCCAAGAGUCCCGUCACCAAGAGGCAGGCCCCAAGGAGAAGGCGCAGCCCCUCUGACAGCUCAGACUCUGACAGCUCAGGAAGCUCAGAUUCACGCACCAGGUCCAAGCAGAAGUCUAAGGCAGGAAAGGGCAGUGACGACGAUGGCAAUGAUUCUGGUGGGAAGGUGGGCGUACAACAGCGCCGCCACUACCGCAAACAUGACACAGAAGAGAACUCUGACUCCGACUCUUCAUCUUCAUCAUCAGAGGAUGAAAGAGAUAAAGGGAGACAGAAGCGGAAUGUGAGAAGAUCCAACUCCCCAAGAGCUCGGCGGCGUUCCCCUCCCUUCAGACGAUCACCAUCACCACGGAGAUUUGGAGGCAGAAACAGGAUGUCGCCUGUAUUGAGACGAAGACCUCCACCUCCUCACUUCAGAAGACCAUCGCCUCCCAGAUACCGCUCACCACCAAGGAGAAGCCCACCCAGACACAGGAUCAGUCCCAGGGGCAGAGCAGGAGGGUAUGACAGUAGGUUUAAGUCACGUUCAAGGUCUCGAUCACCCCCUCCAAUGAGACGAAGACGUAGCUCAUCUUCCCCCGUCCUACGUCGAGGCCGACCUAGCCCAUCACCCCCUCCACAGAUGAGGAGAGGAUCUCCAAGACGACGCCCUAUAUCCCGGUCUCCCUCACCUGCCAGACAGAGAGCUAUGCAAAGAAGAAGACCACCAUCAUCAUCGUCAUCAGACUCUGAUUCGUCACCUCAUCCUGUGAAGAGACAGUCAUCACCUCCAGCACGCAGGCGCAAACCCUCACCCGCACCGAAAAAGAGGGCACCAUCUUCUUCAUCAUCUGGUUCCUCAUCACCAGCACCUAGACAUAGAGAUGAAUCGACCGACCCGUCACCCAAGAGAAAGAUUAAAGCCCCUGUUUCUAAAUCUCCUGUUCAGAGACGCAAUACGAGGGAAUCACCGGUGAGAAGACGACAGAUAUCACAGUCAUCACCAUCACCUCCACCACCUCCACCCAGACGCCGACAAAAUUCAACAUCAUCUCCGCGGAGAAGACAGAGGGACACCUCAGACAGUCCACCACCACGAAGACAGAUUAUGGUAUCACAGAAGAGGACAAGGCGUGACAGCAACUCCUCAGCAUCACCUUCACCACAGAGAGUAGCCAAAGAGAGUCGUAAACAGCCAGCCAAGGUACGAGGAGACAAAGUGUUGGAUGAUCGGCCUCCGAGGAGAAAGUCUGGUAGCCCAGAGCCAAGAGCAAGGAAGGCAAAGAGACCUCCGUCAUUUUCCCCAGAACCCCCAGUUCCAGGACAGACACCCCCCCGGGUUGACUCGGAUGAGGAGGCCCCAGCAGGUGAGGACACAUUCAGGAGGGUGAUCACUAUCAAGAAGGACAAGCCUGAGGCUGGUGAUGCUCCUCGGAGGAGGGAACCUAGUUCAAGUCCAGCUCGGGCCAAUGGGGAAACGCCCAAGAAGAAGGCUAAGAUGGAGAAAGCAGCAGCAUCACAGAGUGGUUCAGAGAGCUCGGAGGGUGACCAGGCAGCCAAGAAGAAGAAAAAGAAGAAGGACAAGAAGCACAAGAAACACAAGAAACAUAAGAAACACAAGCAUAAGAAGGAGGCCAAAGAUGCUGCCGAGGGUUCAGAAAGCGGUGAGGGAGAGUCGCUGGAGGAGCUAGAGAAGAAGUUGCGAGAGAAGGCUCUCAUGUCCAUGAAGAUGAAAGUUGGCGCUGUGAUGGAGGGGAAGGAUGUCUAACAUCACCAUCACCCUGAAUCCAGUUAGCUGUUGUUCCAUGUUCACAUCCCACACAGUGGACAUUCUGUGGUUACUCCUUGGGACUCAGUCAUAAUAUAGAUGUAACUGUGCAGACUAGCUUUAAAUACAGUCCAAUUGAUUGCCAUUAUUUUCCCAGUGCAUUGCCAAAAUUCCAUUUGUCUAGCUAUGAAUGAUGGUGUCAUGUUUAGAGAUGAUGGGGGUUAUUUGCUGAUUGAAACUGUUAUGGCUUGUUUUAAAUAUCUUAACUGUAAAUUCCUGAAUUUUCUUGUAUCAGUGAUUUAUGAAUCCAUUCCUUAAACUCUUAAUAAAAACUUUUUGCAUCCGUGCCCAAACCUAUUUGUAGAUCACUGACACGGGAAAUCUCUCUGUAUCAGAGUAUUUUUGGUUGUGUACAAUCUCAGUAUAUUUAUCAAAGCUCUAAUGAUCAUGAUUCCAUUCCUUGAAAGUUAUGUCCAGGAUGCAUAUUGACUUGCAUCCUGUUAGAGAAAUCAAGGUUUGUGAUAGCAUGACAGUGUUCUGUGGAGUCCUACGGGGUAGAGACACGUUUAUACACAAUUAUGGAGCAAUAAUGACUGUAGCCAUGCUGCUGAGAACACAUCACAGGAAACAUUUCUUGUUCAUCUACUAGCUUAUGUCUUGAUAUUAUUUUCUUACAUUUUCACAAAUCAUGUGCUGCAGUUGGUGUGGCUAGAGGAAUUGUGUGUGAAAUUGUGGGAAAUAUGUUUUUUUUGUGACUGGCCAUUUACAACAAUAUUACCACUUAAGUAAAUCAGAUUGUAAAUCAUCUAUUCUAGAAUUACGUUUGACACUUACCUGUACUUAAAAAAUGAAUAAAUUAUUAGUUGUGUACAUUUACACCUCAAUAUUGAAUUAUCAUUAUGAUGAUGGGUUUUUGUCUAACACUGUCUUUAUCAUUUGGAUGUUACUCUUUGAGAUACAGGGUAGAAAUUGCGAGAAGUAACUAAUUGUCAAUAUUGAAGGUUAACUUAAAGUGUAUAUUGUAGUCCUGCCCACUUUAUUCCCACUUUGUCAGAAUGUAUCGUGUGCUUUUGACAAACAAAUAAAACGGAAGAAAUCGUCCCCUGUGAUUCACAUCUGCAAGGUGCUAAGAUGUUUGUCAGGAAGGGUAUUAUUCUGUAAAUAGUAACUUCAUGAAAAAGCAACGGAACUCAUGUGAGUGCACCAUUAUUUUAAGUUGAAAUGCGAAAUUAUUCCUUUGUUUUCUUGUGUGGGAUGGAAUGUCUGCAAGGGUUUUAAUGUAUUGUGUUCUGCAAUACUGUGCUUUUUGAAGUAUUUUAGAGGUUUACUUUCGUUUUUAAUCAACAUUUCACACUCUUCUUGGUUGAAAGGUCUUGGAAUAGUUGUAACAUUUCUAUUGCAAGGCUGAUUAUUUGUUCAGUGAUGCCUUGUAUCACUGGUACAAUAAAGUCAUUAAAAGGA
Molecule: messenger RNA, 5538 nt
Organism: Haliotis rufescens (red abalone)
Lineage: Eukaryota; Metazoa; Mollusca; Gastropoda; Lepetellida; Haliotidae
Product: serine/arginine repetitive matrix protein 1-like
Exons: 15
Coding region: 1471-4077 (868 amino acids)
Biological process (GO): regulation of mRNA splicing, via spliceosome; mRNA processing
Cellular component (GO): spliceosomal complex
Molecular function (GO): RNA binding
Source: RefSeq, a predicted model, not a curated record